Molecule: messenger RNA, 513 nt
Organism: Stegodyphus dumicola
Lineage: Eukaryota; Metazoa; Arthropoda; Arachnida; Araneae; Eresidae
Source: RefSeq, a predicted model, not a curated record
AUGACGAAUAGAAAACGUACUAAAAGAUACCCACGUAAUUUUCUGAGAGAAACACAGAAAGGAGAAGAUGGAUACCCACUUUAUCGUCGGAGACAGCCAGAAGACGGGGAAUUUACUGCAAACAUCAAUGUUCGAAGUGUCCACCUUGAGAAUGGACAACGAGCAUAUUUCACUUCUGCUAAUGCAAUUGAACUGGCUCAGGCUCCUCAAGAAACAGCUUUGACCUCUUUCUUCCGCAUUUGUAUUGAAGAUGAGUUUGCACGUACAUUACUGUAUCAUCAAGUGCCAAAAUACUAUACAUGGGACAAUGUAAACAAGAAAUGGAACAGGCGUAAAAUUGGAAACAAUGUACCUGAUCAUCCUGGAAUCAAUUCAAACCUCAAGUCAUUUCAAGAAUUGGGAACAGUGGAAGGAAGACUAUGCAAAACUUAUAAAGAAGCUUGCCAAGUUAGAGGACUUUUGGAAAAUGAUGAACACUGGAAUGCAACAUUGGAAGAAGCUACUGUGGCUUGA